ACGAGGGGCCGUGAAGCGCAAGGACCUAGCCAGAGCUCUCAGGUUCUAAAAUCCGUUGAACAAAACAACCAACAACCCAGUUGAGCUCUCGACGGUCCUUCAUUGACCGAAUCGAACCAGCCUCGGGUCCCUGAGUUUGGAUUGUUUGAUGGGUCAGAGAGACUGGGAGGUCCUGGACAUUCUCAAUGCUGAUGAUUUGAGGCUUGUGGCUAGUGCUUAACUGUUAUACUUUCUGAAGAAGAUUCUUGCCUAAUUUGGAAAGUACAGCAGCAUUGUUAUGGAGGACUAGAGAGUUACACCAACUGUACUGAAGUCUGCAACUGGCUUAGAAGUUACUAAGCUUUCUCCAAAGAAGUGGGGUGUUUCUGGAAGCUCAAGUGUUGUAUUGGUUGCUUUUCUGGGUGGAACAUCGUAUCUUCUUUCUCGAGGGAUUGAUAUCCGACCCAACCUUGCAGUCAUACUGGCACUUGCCUUUAUAGACUCUGCCUUCCUUGGUGGUAUCUGUUUGGCUCAAAUCUCGAGUUAUUGGCCCCCAUAUAAGCGUCGGAUUCUGGUUCAUGAAGCAGGGCAUCUUUUAGUAGCAUAUCUUAUGGGUUGCCCAAUUCGUGGGGUGAUUUUAGACCCAAUUGUUGCAAUGCAAAUGGGUAUUCAAGGGCAGGCUGGAACUCAAUUUUGGGAUGAAAAAAUGAAUGACGAGCUUGCAGAAGGACAACUCAGUGGCACUGCCUUUGACAGGUACUGCAUGGUACUUUUUGCUGGUAUUGCAGCUGAAGCUCUUGUUUAUGGUGAGGCUGAGGGUGGAGAGAAUGAUGAAAAUCUGUUUAGAAGCAUCUGUGUUCUUUUGAGACCUCCAUUAUCUGUAGCCCAGAUGUCUAAUCAGGCGAGAUGGUCAGUUCUACAGUCAUACAAUCUGCUUAAAUGGCAUAGACAUGCUCAUCUAGCUGCUGUUAAAGCUCUGGAAAGUGGCAGCAGUCUUAGUGCUGUUAUUAAAAGCAUUGAGGAAGCCAUGUCCUCCAAAGUAUGAACUGCACAAGUUACAAGAAUCCUGGUUUCUUGGUUUUGAUUUCUUAAGGGUUAAAGCUCUUCGUUUGGUUGGUGCUGAUCCUGAAACUAAAUCUGAACGUGUAUUACUACCGUGUACUCGUGUGAUUUUGAUAAUGACAUGAUACACCAGGAGCAUACAUGGCCUGAAGUACAGCAUCACCUUCAAGCUAUACAAUAACCACCGUAAGUUCAUGACUUGAACUGUCGGGGAUGGUCAAUCACAGUUUGGACGGUAAAAGGAUGUAAUGGAGGUAUGGUCGAGUAUUGCUUGUUAUGGUGCUCAAAGUUCGCUGCAGACAGAUGGUUGACAAUGUUUGAAACCUCAAAUUGUAUUUUCAACUUCUUAAUUUUGGUCCAAGGUUGUUUGUUGUAUUUAGAUAAAUACAUAAUUGAUUGUAGAUAAAAAAAACAAGGAUCCUCUUGAUUAUCAAAAUUA
Molecule: messenger RNA, 1480 nt
Organism: Pistacia vera
Lineage: Eukaryota; Viridiplantae; Streptophyta; Magnoliopsida; Sapindales; Anacardiaceae
Biological process (GO): proteolysis
Molecular function (GO): metalloendopeptidase activity; ATP-dependent peptidase activity; ATP binding
Source: RefSeq, a predicted model, not a curated record